Drosophila teissieri is the source of this 8567-nucleotide messenger RNA. RefSeq names its product protein dopey-1 homolog. The record is from RefSeq and is a predicted model, not a curated record. The coding region runs from base 234 to 8036 and encodes 2600 amino acids. Gene Ontology annotation, biological process: Golgi to endosome transport. The transcript is spliced from 11 exons. Gene Ontology annotation, cellular component: trans-Golgi network; endosome. Lineage: Eukaryota; Metazoa; Arthropoda; Insecta; Diptera; Drosophilidae.
GAAGUCACGGUUAUCAAUCGGAGGUCCAUCGCUAGCGAGUUACAGCAAAAAAUUUGCCAUGUAAAUGCAACACGAAAACAAAAGUGCAAUAUUAAGCAAUGUAAAAUGUGCUAGAACUGAUUAACUUUAGCUGUGAGAGCUCUGCCGCAAAAGCCAACCCAUCAAGAAAUCAUCGAACUCAAGCGAAAAAGCAAAAUUUAGAGCCAGCUAGCCCACUGGCAAAAGACGUCGCCAUGGAAUCCGCGGACGCACUCGUCGAGGAGCAGAAGCUCAUGGCCGAGGCCAAGUACCGCACAUAUGUGACCAAUAUCGACAAGGCGCUGCGCAAUUUCGAGUACUCCAGCGAAUGGGCGGAUUUGAUAUCGGCUCUGGGCAAGCUCAGCAAGGCGAUAUCGAGCAAUACGCAGUACCAGGUCAUACCCCGGCGACUGAAGAUAGCCAAGCGACUGGCCCAAUGCAUGCAUCCCGCCCUGCCCUCCGGGGUGCAUCUGAAGGCCCUGGAGACCUAUUCGGUGAUAUUCAGCAAAACAGGACCGGAGCGCCUGGCCACGGAGUUUAUAUAUAGCGCUGGGCUUUUCCCGCUCCUUGGGUACGCGGCCAUGAAUGUACGUCCCGCCCUGUUGGCUAUCUAUGAAACCUAUUUCGUACCCCUGGGUGACAAACUGAGGCCCGCUCUAAGCGGUUUCCUGAAUGGCGUGCUACCUGGCUACGACUGCGGUCUGGAUCACUUCGAGCGGAUUAGCACUCUACUGAAACAAGUCUGCAAUGCCGUCAAUCCCAUGCACUUUUACACAGUUCUUUGGGAAUCGGUGGCCAACAAUGCGGCCAUUCGUCUGCCGGCCAUCACCUACCUGCUGGAGCACUUUAACAAGCGAUUGGACAUGCAGGAGCAGAUCUAUAUUAUGGGACACAACCGGGAGAUCAUGAUGUCAGCUUUGUGUGUCUGCCUAAAUGACUCGUUGAUCCUGGUCCAGCGAAACACCCUGGAGUUCCUGCUGCUCGGCUUCCCCAUGCAUACGGUGCUGCUCUCUGAGGAUGAUUUAGUCAAACUAGUCACCAAUGGGCUCAAUACUAUACUGCGUAGAGACAUGUCGCUGAAUAGGAGAUUGUUCAGCUGGCUGUUGGGCAGCGAGGUGGCCAAAAACUCGCCUACCUAUGAUACCUUAUCGUUGGACACCUCAAACGCCCCCUUGGAGGAGGAACCGGAACCAUAUUUCGUUAAGCACUCGCGUCACAUUCUAAUCAGAGCGUUAAUCACCACCCUGCGACUGAGCUUGGAGUGUGCUCCGAUGGAUCUAAAGCCCUACAGGAUCAUGCUCUCCCUCCUUGAUAAGGCAGAGAUUGGCAGCGCAGUACUUGACUAUGUGCUCCAUGACAUUAUUCGAGCUAUGUACAUCUCGAGUGGCAACGCAGAGGCUUUAAAAUCUGCCAAUUUGCUGUUUGCCACCUUUGACCCAGCUUAUAUCUGGAGCUACAUGACCAACAUGUUUGAGAAAGCCUGCCAGCAGGCGAACUCCACGCAAGACAAAUCCCAGGCGGGUGAAACCCCCGGAAAAUAUGCAUGCGACGUGGGUUCCGGGGAUCCGUGUGUACUGGAGAUCUGCGUGCUGACAGAAUUCCUGCUGGAAACCGUUUCUCUUGAGAUGUACACGGAAACCACCAGGGUGUAUCUUCCCAAGGUGUUCCUGGCCAUCACUCAACUUCUGUCGUUACACAUGGAUCACGUGAGCAGUAACGAGAUCACGGCGUCGCUAAAGCUCUGCAUGAAGAUCGUUUCGAGGGUUCAGCCCAUGAUAACAAGUCCCAUAAAACUGAAUAAGCUGAUAGAGCAGAGCGGUGGCUCAUCGUCGGAUGAAAAGAUUACGAUGAAUUCGGCUAGUGAGGCCGGCAAGGCGGAAAUGGGAGUGCAGGGUAGUUCCCUAGAGAAGAGCAAGUCUGACUCUAGACUAAAUCAGUUUGCGGAAAAUACGCUGCACAGCGCAGAUCCCAACGAUGAAGAACUCAUCCGUCGUUCAGCGUCCAAUCAGAGUGUGGGGCGUCAAAGUCCCAACAAGAAGAAGGCUAAGUCAAUAUCUCGCCUUUCUGAGCUGGAUAAGGAUAUCAGUGCCUCGGACACUGGCCAGCAGUCAUCCUCAGAUCUGGACACUCCGCGGAGCAUAAAGAAGCUUAAGGCCAAGGCCAAGGUGCCAUUCAUAAGGAGCCCCAAAAAGCAGAGACCCAAGGAUAUUGUAUUGAUUCAAUCAAAUGCAUCAGCAGAAGUGGGAGAUGGACAUAGCUCAGAAGAGCCCAAAAGUGCGCCACCGGAUCAGACGCCGCAGUUCCAAUUGGAUGAGGAGAGCCGGGCUACCCAACAGCGUGGAUUCUCGAUUCUAGAGAAGUGCAUCCGACAGUAUGAGAUCUUUUUCGAGGUUUACUUGUCCCGAAAACUCCUUCAGAUCGAAUCGGAACCUAAGGAAUGCUCUGUUAAGGUUCAGCUACAGCGAACCACAAGCACCAUCCAUACUUCAAAUCUUUUCAUGGCUGAGCAGGUGCUGGAUCACGAGUGCCCAGUGAGGCAGUCACAAAUCGAGCGACUGUUUAACUUACUUCGCGUUGACAUUGUGCCGCGUUCCAAGCAGCUACAGCGAUUGCUCAAUCGAUCUUUGCCGCUGCCCGCCAGUGCUAGUGAGCUGAGUAGCGACAGCGAAGCGCAGGAAGAUAUGCAACAGAGCCGGCUCAUCGAUGGACAGACCCAGCGCAGUGUGCAACAACUAGCGGAGCUCCAGCUCAGUCUUUCUCUGCGCGGGGCUGUUAAGCUGGCGUCCACUCUACUGGUCGAGAUGUCAACCUUUCCCAACUGCAAUAAAAACGUCGUGCUGGAUAAAAAUGAGCCUGAGUUGCCCAACUGGUUGAAAGUCCUAUGCCUGGUGGCAUGCUUUGCCCAGAGCGACAAGGAGCUGCAAGUGGCUUCCAUAACAACAUUAUUCGAUCUAAUAAGCCUACUGCGCUCCCAAAUCGAGCACACGACUAGUCCCGGAGUCACCUUUGUAGUAAUGCUGCCGCUUUUAAAGUUCGGCCAUGUCAGCUAUAUGGAGCAGCACACGCGCGUCUUUCAAUUGGUCGGCUCCAUUUUGUGGGAUUACCUAGGAAGCGCAGGCAUAGAUCCUGCUCAAAUUGCAGCCCUCCUUCAUCAGCUACACAGCUGCCUCGAAAGCGGUCUGGUAGAAACGGUUAUCGGCAAUAGAAUGCAGUCGCAGCAUUUGCUUCAAAUGCAACCACAAUCGCGUUCAGACUUGGGAAAAGCAGCCAUACGCAACUUUCAAAUGGAGCGAUUGGCGGAAGCGCAGUUACUCUGUCCUACGGAGUCCACGGAAAGAUUAAGAGAGAGUCAGGCCCGGAGCUUCAAAAAGUUCGAGCUGCUGUGGCAUCUGGGCAGAGAUAAACAGACGGCGCGCGGUUUCGAAAAAACGCUCUUGAAAGUGCUGGACACCCUCGCACUACCACAUUACAUGUCCGAGCGCACUUUUGUGACCAACUGGCUGCAGGCAUCGCUCCUGCGUGGGGAUCUUGCCCGUCUGACCAAGCCUCUCUACAAGAUCCUACUUUCGGCCAGCUCCAAGCGCGUAGGCAUCGUCCACAUGCAGCAACUGUACCGUGAAUCGGAGACCGAGGUUACACCUGCUUUCGAGCGCGAUGUAUACGCCAUCAGUUCGGAACAAGGCAAUGUAAAAUACCAUCACAUGGAGACAUCCAGUGGGAGUAAGAAAAAGAGUCCCAUUAGAAACUUCCCAAAGAAGAUCUUUGGAGUCACAUUAAGUGGAGGAAAGGCGAACAAGGUAUCAAACUUUGUCAGCGACAAAUCAACUGUCGCCACUUGCGCUGAGGCAAGCCAGGAUAUGAACACCAUAGGUCUGAUAAUCAAUCCACUUGAGAAUGCCAACGACUUUGACGACGAAACGGAUCUGGAGGAGCCCCGUAUUGAGAUCCCACACAAGGAGACCCCGCUGGAACAGAAACUAGCCAGCGCAAUGGACGAGAGUGAGCAGCCUUCGCAGGAGCAACCAACUCAGCAACCAGAUCACAGUCUUCAAUAUGACCAGGAUAUCACAGACCAUUCGGACAGUAGCGAUUUUGAGUCGGACUCUGAGCUUCGCGAAACGAGCAUUGAAAAGGAAGACAGCCUCACCGUCAGUUCCAGUGCAGGAGUCAGUGAUGAUGUCAAGCGCUUCGUGGGCGAUUGUGAAAGUGUCACUGACGCCUUGACUCAGCACGAAAAGAUCAAGAGCCGCAAGACCUAUCGUUUAACCAGGGAGAAAACCCCAGGAGAAACCAGUCUUAACUCGCUCGAGCAGAAAGAUCACGAUAGUAUUUCUGACCUGCAGGCAGACGCGCUUCCCGCUGAUGAAUAUUUCAAGGAAGACAAGAAGCUGGGGAAGCGCAAGAAGCUGCUCACAUCUGGGGACAAAAAACGUCUAAGCUGCAUUUCAAAGACCUCCACUGACAGCAACAUCAGUGGCUCCCAUGUGGAACAACCAGAGCAGGAGGAAGAAUCAGAGCCCGCAACCGAAUCCACCAUCAAUGUAGAAGACAAACGACGUAACCUCAGCUUGGAGACCAGUAAGCUUCAGCCCGAUAUGCAGAAAACCCUAGAAAAGGGCAAGCAGAAUGUGGAGAUUCUACGGCAAAAUAAUGCAGCAGCAGCUGCUGCAGCGGCGUCGGCAGCAGCAGAGGAGCAGAUCAGUGUGCGCAGCUCAAUGAAGAGCACCGUUUCCCUGACAGAUGCGGCUCACCUGUACCACAACCACCUGCUGAUUUACCUGGCUAUUUACGACACCCGUCAGACCUUGUAUGCCCUGCAGACACUUCGCAACAUUAUUUGCUGCGACAAACGUACCUUUCUUUGCUUGUCAAUCACCACAUCCUUUUCGAGCGCUAGUCUGAAGCAGCUGCUCGUGCGCCAUCGGAAGAGCAUCUCCGGCAAAGGAUUUGAUGGCAGUGUAGGAAACUCCGAGUAUGCACAAGGAUAUCGUGGCUGCAUGCAACUGGAGCUGCUGGUCACGCUCUGUUUGUUCUACGCGCGUGGAUACUUUCAGAAAGAAUCGCUGGAUGCCCAGCGGCAGCCUCCAACACUGCAGGACAUUGUGAACAAUCGGAGGAUUCAGCUGGAGAGCAUCGAACUGCUGACCCUGAUCUGCUCAGAACUUAUAGAGAUAGUCAAGGGCAUGGGCAGGGGUCUGGCCAACUAUAUUGCCGAUUUGUUGGCACGCGCUAAGCUCCAGAAGGUGAUGCUGCACUGCCUCAACAGCUCUGUGUGCAGUUAUGGUCGUAGAGCCAACACUAACAGUGGAAGCUAUGCGGAGCAGGUGCUGAGCUUCAACGAUCCUCAGGAUGAUCAGCUGCAUGCAGACUGCUUCCAGCUUCAACUGCUACGUUUGCUGUUGGCUGUAAUCCGCCUGGAGCACGAGGUUCAUCAGCUCCGCCAGGAUACGCCACCCGCAGCUGGGGAGGACUCAGCUGGCAAUGCGUCGCCCACUCGCUUAGCAGAAGGAGCGACGGCCAAUGUGAAGUACCUUCCCAACUGUCUGAUUAGCCAGCAGCCGAUGUUCCUGGCCGCAGUGUUGGGUGCACUGCAGCAAGAACGGUUGCGCCACUUGCACCGCAACUGGACGGAUUUGGUGACGUCUUCGCUCAAUUGUUUUUCCUUUGGCUCACUCACGAACAUUGUGAUCAGCGUGGUGCAUCAACUGUGCAGCAAUCUCGACCGCAUUUCCAAGAUGGGUCUACCCCAGCAGCGACACUUCCCUCCGGACUAUGUGGUAUCCCAACUGGAGGCUCUAACCAUCUUGUGUCACUACUGUUUACUAGACAAUACGCAGCAGACGGCGUUGUCGCACCUGUUUAACCAAGCUUACCCGCAGACCAGCUCGUCGGCGCAGAGUUCCAGCACGGGUCAGUUACUCAACAGCAUCGUUCAUUCCUUCCUGUCGGCCAGUGAGUCCUCCACUUCAGCGCCGGCUCCAAGGAAUCCCCAACUGCAGGCUGCUCGCAAUGCGGUCCUAUCGCAUCUCCCAAGAAUAAUGAGCAGUGUGGCUGCCAUAUGGGACAGCGAGCUGGGACAAUUGCGACCGGUACGUCAGCAGCUUCUAGAGUUCCUAUCCCCGGUUUCCCUGCAUCACGGCUGCAACUUCCUCGCGGCUGUAGCUGUCACCUGGCAGCAGCGGGGAGUCGCAACAAAUAUGAGCGGAUUAAGCAUCGCAGAGCAGUUCCAGAAGAACUCCGUGCUACAGGCAUGUCCUGCCCAGCUUUCUUUGGUUUCACUAGUAUCCAGCAUACGUGUAAUGCCCAUGGACUCCUUCGUAAUGACAUUGCACCAUGUUGUGCGCUCACCGCCGCCAAUUCACCGGCCACCUGCCCAGCUCAGCAUUGAGGUGAGUGCUCUGGAGCUCUUCUACUUCUACAUGAAGUCGGCACCUGCGCCUCAAUUAGCGGAUGCCUGGAGCUCGCUGCUGGCCCUCAUCCGGGAUGGCUUGAAUCUGACACCACCGGCGCAGUUUGCUUUGCUGAUGCUGCUCAACGAGUUUGUCCAGCGCUGCCCGCAGAUGCCAUUCCAGGACAAGAAAGAAGUGCGUGAGCUUCAUGAUGUCACCUCUCGAUUGGUGGACUCCCUCUCCAGCGUGGCUGGAUCCUGUCUAGAGCAGACGACAUGGCUGCGUCGCAAUCUGGCCGUAAAAGAAGAUACCGAUGGGUUAGCGAAGGAUAACAGUGUUGGCGGCGGAGGUCUACAGCAAUAUUCGCUGCAGGCUCAGAGUGUUCUCGCAGCGAUACUCUCAAAUCUACUGGACGUGGCCUAUGGUUCGCAGGAGAAGGACAAGGUGGUGAACAUAGUGACGCCGCUGCUGUACAACAUUACUCCGUAUUUGAAGAACCACACUGCUCGCAACGUUCCCUUUUUCUACGCCUGCUCUGCUCUGCUGGCCAGCCUGAGUGGCUACCAGUACACUAGGAAGGCUUGGCGAAAGGAUAUGCUGGAUCUCUUGCUGGACAACGCCUUCUUCCAGAUGCAUCUCUCGUGCCUGCCGUUCUGGCGCAUGAUCAUGGACAGCCUGAUGACCUACGACAACACCACGUUCCGGGAGCUGAUGACCCGCGUCUCCCUCUCGCAGGCGGGCAGUCUGAACAUCUUUAGCUCCCGGGAUCAGGAGUACGAACAGCGGUCCAUGUUGCUCAAGCGACUCGCCUUCGUUAUCUAUUGCAGCGAGUUCGACCAGCACAACAAGUACAUGCCAGACAUCCAGGAACAAUUGGCCAACAGUCUGCGGCUGGUUCCCAUGGGUCCUUCCGUGCAAGCGGCCGUUUUCCUGUGCUUCCGCGUGCUGCUCCUUCGCAUGUCACCCGACCACGUCACCUCGCUGUGGCCCAUAAUCAUUGCGGAAAUGGUGCAGGUGUUUCUGCAAAUGGAACAAGAGCUCAAAUCGGAGAGCGAAGAGCGGAACCAACAAAUGCGCAUGCCUUCUGGGAUUGAUGUGUCCUGGUCCGCUGCUUCUGGCGCUAGCAAUGGUUACAAUUCGCAAACACCGAUGCAGCACUGGCGAUCUGUACAGUUGGAGGCCUGCAAGCUGCUUGAAUUGGGAUGUGUGCUGCCCGCCACCAAGCUGCCACAUUUCCAGAUGUAUCGAUGGGCCUUUGUGGGCACCGAGUUCGAUGUUCACGAGGAGGAGGUGCGCCUGCCAAACGGAAGCCUGGAGAACCUGGCAACCUUGCCCAGCGCCAUUUAUGUGCCGCACGUAAGGCGUGUGGCCAGGCUGAUGGACAUGAAGUACACCAGUCAGUCGCCGAUACUGCAACGCCCCAACAAUAGACACCUGAUGUUGCACUUUCAACAACUACAAUCGCUGCAAGAGCUGUACGCUUUUUUCACCACGCUUGGUAUCAGUUGUCCCCAGCCGCGUAACUUUGCCGACACCGACAACGAUGUGGCUAAUUGCUUGAAGGAGAUCGAAGAGCUGUUGGCAAACGAUUUUCUGGAGAAGCUGCCCAGCAUAACCACGCCGAGAUGAAAACCGGCCGUUGCCCACCGGCAGACACAGUCGCAGAUCCAAGCGAGUGGAUCACAAUUCGAGCUCAAGCUGAACCUCAACCUGGGUAUGGAGUCUGCCAUGGAGUCGGGCAGUGCUGGCCAGGCUGUGCGCAUUCUGGCCGCCGUGCAGGCUAAGCUAACUACCCAAAAUGCCGAGACGAGCUUUACGCAGUCGCAAAACAUCAAUAACAGCAGCAACAAUAAGAAGACCAACUUUCCAUUUUAUGUCUAAGUAAGCAGAUUGGAGCAGAAGACGAUGCCGAGUAUGAUAGCUAGCUAUAUAGAUAGAGAACUGGAUCCAGAGUAUAUAAUUGUCCGUAGUGUGAUCGAUCGUUUUAAAUGUUGAAUGUUUAAGAACGCGGUAGCCCAAUAGCCAAUAGCACCCUGUAUGUAUAUGUAACCAAUGUAUUUAACUGUUGAUAGUUGAUCCCGAGUCGAUGUGAGUAAGAGAUGUGCGUUAACGACAAACUGCAAUCAAAUAAACAACAAAGCAUUUUAUUGCAUACACUGA